UGAUGUCCAAGCGCAAGCUUACCCUCGUGGUUGCCGCUUUUGUGGUCGUCUCUCUAAUUUCCUUUAAUUCUUCUUCUUCCUUUCAAUUUCUGUACAGAGCUCUUCCGCCUGCGAAUGUGGUCAACGACAACUCGCAAGCAGAGCUUUUGAAGCCAUCUGAGCCUGACGAUGGGAAAUUCCACUGGAGUAUGGCGCUCCAGCGAUAUCCCGUAUCGUCUAUGACCCCCAUUCCCACGGGCAGGACAAAGAUGCCCCGGAUCCAGCACACGUUUAAUGCCGAGAAUGACAAGGCACGUGAGUUGCGACUGACCCGCCUGGCCGCCGUCAAGGACAACUUUACGCAUGCGUGGAGCGGCUAUAAGAAGUAUGCAUGGUUGAGCGACGAAGUGGCACCGAUCUCCGGUGCUGCUCACAACUCGUUCGGAGGCUGGGCCGCAACACUUGUGGAUUCACUCGAUACUUUGUGGAUUAUGGGUCUCAAGGAAGAAUUCGAAGAAGCUGUCCAUGCGAUCGAUCAGAUUGACUUCACUACGUGUGCUCUUGAAGACAUCAACGUUUUCGAGACUACAAUUCGUUACUUGGGUGGCUUUCUUGCUGCCUAUGACUUGAGCCAAGGCAGGUAUCCUUCACUUCUUCAGAAGGCGACUGAAAUGGGUGACAUGCUCUAUGCCGCCUUUGAUACGCCCAAUCGUAUGCCCAUCACCAGAUGGAACUUCAAAGCUGCAGCAGAGGGCGCUCCACAAGAAGCACCAGAGUCAGCCUUGGUUGCUGAAAUUGGUUCUCUGACGCUGGAGUUUACACGUCUCUCGCAGCUCACCAACAAUCCCCGUUACUACGAUGCUAUCCAGCGUAUUAUGGACGUUUUUGAGGUGCAGCAAAACGACACCAAACUUCCAGGGAUGUGGCCCAUUGCUGUCAAUGCCAAAGACCUCGAUUUCACUGAUUACGGCGGAUUUACUAUUGGUGGUAUGGCUGAUAGUCUGUACGAAUAUUUCCCGAAGCAACAUAUGCUCCUUGGCGGGGCAACGGAGCAGAACAGGAGGCUCUUUGAAAUUUCAGCAGCUGCUAUGAAGAAGCAUAUGAUCUACAGACCGAUGACGCCUGGAAACCUCGACAUUUUAAUGCCUGGCGAUAUUUCAUCAGACGGUCUACAUAUCCGUCUAGAUCCCAGGAACCAACAUCUGACCUGCUUUGCUGGCGGCAUGUUUGCAAUUGCGGGGAAGAUAUUCCAGAACAAGGAGGACGUAGAUGUCGGCCGCAAGCUCACUGAUGGUUGUCUCUGGGCAUACGAAACGAAUCCUCACGGCAUCAUGCCGGAAAUCAUGUACACGAUUCCGUGUGAAGAUGGCUCUGCCUGUCGGUGGAACGAACAGAAGUGGCUUGACGAGGUCAUGCAAGCUUUCAAAGAACUCGGCGGCGAUUCAAGAAAACUCGUCCAGGAGAAGCAUCUGCAGAAGGGCAUCUCUAGAGUGGCCGAUACACGUUAUAUCCUCCGUCCCGAGGCCAUCGAGUCGGUCUUCAUCCUGUAUCGCAUCACUGGUGACCAACAAUAUUCAGAGCGAGCGUGGAGAAUGUUUGAGAACAUUGUCGCGAACACCAAAACCGACAUCGCUCACGCGGGCCUCGACGACUGCAUAACCCCAAACCCGCCCAAAUCUGACCGGAUGGAGUCGUUUUGGCUCGCCGAAACGCUCAAGUACUUCUACCUGAUCUUUUCGGAUCCCAGCCUCGUCAGUCUCGACGAAUACGUUUUGAACACGGAGGCACAUCCGUUGAAGCGGCCGACGUGA
Aplosporella prunicola CBS 121167 is the source of this 1790-nucleotide messenger RNA. RefSeq names its product glycoside hydrolase family 47 protein. The transcript is spliced from 4 exons. The record is from RefSeq and is a predicted model, not a curated record. Gene Ontology annotation, molecular function: calcium ion binding; mannosyl-oligosaccharide 1,2-alpha-mannosidase activity. NCBI's taxonomy places the organism in Eukaryota, Fungi, Ascomycota, Dothideomycetes, Botryosphaeriales, Aplosporellaceae. Gene Ontology annotation, biological process: N-glycan processing; carbohydrate metabolic process. The annotation marks the transcript as partial. Gene Ontology annotation, cellular component: Golgi membrane; endoplasmic reticulum.